AUGGCUCAAGGUGAGACACCUACGGCUCCUCCACUGGAAGCUGUAGACUUCUGCACUCUAGGCAUGUUCAUUCUGGACGAUAUCGAGUUCGGUGACACCAGACCACCCGUGAAGAAUGUCAUUGGAGGAGCCGCAUCUUUUGCCGUUGUGGGAGCACGUCUAGUGGCCGGCUCUAUCCAUGCACAAUCUGUGAGCUGGAUUGUGGAUGUUGGGUCGGAUUUCCCGCCAGAGACUCUGGCUGCUAUCAAGUCAUGGGGUACAAAUUGUGUAGUCAGAGAAGAUCAUACCAGGUUAACGACAAAGGCCUGGAAUGGAUAUCACCCAGAUGAAAAAAGGGAUUUCAAAUACCUUACACCCAAGCUGAGAUUGGAGCCGUCGAUGCUCUCAGACUCCCAAAUAUGGUCCCGAACAUUCCAUAUGGUCUGUUCAGCCACCCGUUGUAUGUCUAUUGUACAAGAAAUCUUGCAGCGACGUGAAAAACUGCGGCAAGCAGGAAGGGUGCCAUCAAGAGCGGAUACCUCGCAACGGCCAGCCUUCGUGUGGGAGCCAGUGCCCGACCUCUGUACACCAGAGGAGCAAGUUAACUUCUUUGCUGCAAAUCGUGUCGUGGAUGUUGUAAGCCCGAAUCACUUGGAAUUGGGAUUCAUGUUUGGUCAACCUGGGUGGGCUGCAGAAAGUGAACAGGGCCAACAAUUGGUCCAAAAGAUCAUGGAGUCUGGAAUCGGGCCUACGGGGGACGGUUGCCUUGUGGUCAGAGCUGGGAAGGAUGGUAGCUAUGCCUACUCUAGGGAUCAGAAGAUAUGGCUUCCAGCAUACCACCAGCCAGAUAUCUCGGGAGCUACAGCGGUGAUUGAUCCCACGGGUGCUGGUAACUCAUUCCUCGGGGCACUCGCCCAGGGAGUAAUUAGUGUAGGACGAGAACCAUUCGAAAUUAUCGGUUCUAUACUUUCGUCCUCGCCGCGAUGGAAGGAGGCUCUGGCCUUCUGGGAACGGCGUCAGGCUCUUCCUCCAGCGCUGAUCUGCGCAACUGUUGCAGCGGGGUUCGUGGUGGAGCAGAUUGGGGUACCUCGGCUUUCCAUGGAAGAUGGUAGGGAGUUGUGGAAUCAGACUGAAUUUACGGAACGAGUCCGUCUGUACACGCAGCGAUUAUUGAACACAUUGGAAGAGUCUCCUCAGAGACACCUAUUGACCAAUUGA
Penicillium chermesinum is the source of this 1197-nucleotide messenger RNA. RefSeq lists its product as uncharacterized. The record is from RefSeq and is a predicted model, not a curated record. The transcript is spliced from 3 exons. Bases 1 to 1197 code for a protein of 398 amino acids. NCBI's taxonomy places the organism in Eukaryota, Fungi, Ascomycota, Eurotiomycetes, Eurotiales, Aspergillaceae.